Molecule: messenger RNA, 1983 nt
Organism: Brassica oleracea var. oleracea
Lineage: Eukaryota; Viridiplantae; Streptophyta; Magnoliopsida; Brassicales; Brassicaceae
Product: protein indeterminate-domain 2
Exons: 4
Coding region: 532-1839 (435 amino acids)
Cellular component (GO): nucleus
Molecular function (GO): DNA-binding transcription factor activity
Source: RefSeq, a predicted model, not a curated record
CUGAUAGAGAGAGAAGGAAGGAAGAAGAAGAAAGGCUCCUUUGUCUCGGAAGAAGAACCAAAGGGAGCCAAAAGAAAACAAAAGGAUUGUCGUAGCUUUCUUUCACACGAAAUCUCACGAGCCGCCUUAUUCUCCUUCUUCUUCUCUCAAAAAAGAAAAAAAAAAACAGAGAAAGAUCAACGGCUAGUCUAUUUCCCGGUGAAAUCUCAGCCGUAGGAUCUGAGAACUCGCAUGGAGGAGGAGUUUUAUUAAAUUACAUUUAUUAAAUUUUCUCAUUUUAAUCGUUAUCAGAAAAGGUAGGUACCUAAAAAGAGAGUUUUUUUUACGAAAAGCAGAUUGACUGGUAGCUGAAGAACAACGGAGGAGAAUAGAUAGAGAGAGAGAGAUAGUAAAAAAGAUAAACCCUAAAGGUUGAAACUUGGUUGACGACGAUUCUUCAUUUACUUUUUAUUUAUUUUCCACCCUCUUCCUUCAAGAAUCAAACUAGAGAGAGAGAGAGAGAGAGAGAAAAAAAGUUCGAUUUUUGUGAAGAUGCCAGUAGAUUUAGAUAACUCCUCCACAGUCUCCGGCGAGGCAAGUGUCUCCUCCACCGGAAACCAACAAAACCCACUUCCCAAAUCUGCCGCAAAGAAGAAACGAAACCUCCCUGGCAUGCCCGAUCCAGACUCGGAAGUGAUAGCUUUGUCGCCGAAGACUCUACUAGCAACGAACAGAUUCGUCUGCGAAAUCUGCAACAAAGGCUUCCAGAGAGACCAGAACCUUCAGCUUCACCGUCGCGGCCACAACUUACCGUGGAAACUCAGGCAGAAAUCGAGCCAAGAAGUCAAGAAAAAGGUUUACGUGUGUCCCGAGACGAGCUGUGUUCACCACGACCCUUCACGCGCUUUGGGAGAUCUCACCGGAAUCAAGAAACACUUUUGUCGGAAACACGGCGAGAAGAAGUGGAAAUGCGACAAAUGCUCCAAGAGAUACGCUGUUGUGUCUGAUUGGAAAGCUCAUUCUAAGAUCUGUGGUACCAAAGAGUAUAAAUGCGAUUGUGGUACCCUGUUUUCUAGAAGAGAUAGCUUUAUGACGCAUAGAGCUUUCUGUGAUGCUUUGGCUGGAGAAAGUGUGAGAAACCAUACUCAUAGCAAGAAGCAGAGUCCUGAAAUCUUGACCCGGAAGAAACCUGUACCCGACCCGAAACCUUCCUUGGCUGCUCCGGUGGAAACUCAGCCUGCUAUAACCAUUAAGCGACCAGAAUCUCCAAAAACCCCUCGUGAAAUCUUGCAAGAAGCUCAGGAGCCAACAGGUUUAAACGGUGUUUUCUUCGAGUCUUCAUCAGCUUCUCCAAGUAUAUACGCGUCUUCUUGCUCACAGUCCCUAUUCGCGCCGUCUUCAUCCAUUGAACCCAUCUCUUUGGGUCUCUCAGCGAGUCACGGACCAUCUUUUCUCUGCUCAACACGGUUUCCAUCUCAGCCGGCAAUGUCAGCCACCGCUCUGCUUCAAAAGGCAGCUCAAAUGGGAGCAGCUUCUUCAGGUGGUUCAUUGCUUCGCGGGUUAGGUAUAGUUUCAUCAACUUCACCUUCUCUGGACUCGAUAGUCCCUCAUGGUCUAGCAUUGGGACUGCCUUGUGGAGGUGAAAGCAGCUCGGGUUUGAAAGAGCUUAUGAUGGGGAAUUCAUCUGUGUUUGGUCCGAAACAAACAACGUUAGACUUUCUCGGGUUAGGUAGAGCGGUUGGUAAAGGAGGUGGUCCUGGAUCCACUCUAGUUGGACCAAGAGGAGGCAGCAUCGAUGCGUUGGCGACAUUUGGGUCGGGAGAGUUUUCAGGAAAUGACAUUGGUAGAAGAACAUCAUAAGUACAGUCAAACUUCGUGUGAUAUCAUUCAUGACAUUAUGACAUAAGAACAUCAUUAGCUUAGUGGGUGUUGAGUACACGAAUGAAAACUUCCUUUUUGAGAAGGUUUAAAUUUAUAUUACUUUGCAGUUAAUAUUUUUUUCUC